This is a messenger RNA of Podarcis raffonei (Aeolian wall lizard), 785 nucleotides long. RefSeq names its product zinc finger and SCAN domain-containing protein 31-like. Lineage: Eukaryota; Metazoa; Chordata; Lepidosauria; Squamata; Lacertidae. The transcript has 5 exons. The record is from RefSeq and is a predicted model, not a curated record. Bases 234 to 785 code for a protein of 183 amino acids.
UCCAGAACAUAAGCCCCUCCCUCCCCUUCCUGUAGGGGGGGGCGGGGUUGCUUUCAGCUAUUGCAAACGCUGCAUUGCUCUCUUCCAAGGGGAUCUGAGGAGGCCAGCCGAGCAGAUCAAGCCAAGCUUUAUGAGGAGCUGGGAUUUGCUAGAGCUUCUCAUUCAGACUGACAGAACUUGGCAGAAGACCAAAGGGUUCCUUCCGAUCUCUCAGAGGCUUCCUGAGAGCACAGAUGGAUGAGCGAGACACAGCUGGCCCUAGAGCAGGAGGAGGUCAUGCCAUCCAAACUGGGAGCAGUGGGGGAUUCUUGGAAAACUCUGUGCAGAAGAUCCUGGGUGAGGAGGACGCCCUCCGCUCAGAGGUGCAGAGCCAGCAGUUGAGGCAGUUCUGCUUCCAGGAGGCCAAAGGACCCCGAGAGGUUUGCAGCCGACUCUACCACCUUUGCCAUCAGUGGCUGAAGCCAGAAAGGCACACAAAAGCUGAGAUGUUGGACCUGGUGAUCUUGGAGCAGUUCCUGGCUGUCCUUCCACCGGAGAUGGAGAGCUGGGUGAGGGAAUGCGGAGCGGAGACCAGUUCCCAGGCGGUGUCGCUGGCCGAAGGUUUCCUCCUGAGUCAGGCAGAGGAGAGAAAGCAGGAAAACGAUCAUUUUGCAGAAAAGGACCUGGAUUCCUGUGAGACAGAGAGGCCUCCAUUGGACACCAGAGAGAGGCCACUGGGUAAGGAGGAAGGUGGUUUUACUCCAUUUGGUCUCAUUCUGUUUAGAGAUGUCCUGCUUCACCUGUGA